AUGCUAGCAGCAUCCCGCCAGCUUGGGCGCAUAGACUAUGCUUGCAAUGCCGCAGGAAUUUUAUUUCCUGGUCCGACGGAUGAAGUAUCGGUUGCUUCUUUUGACCUCCAGCAGCGCGUGAAUCUGAGGGGAACGUGGCUCUGCCAAAGAGCCCAGAUCAAGCAGAUGCUUCAGCAAGACCAUAUCAAAGCAGAGGAUAGUAACUUCCCGGCUAGAGGGUCAGUCGCCAACGUCGCUUCUAUGUGCGCCUUGAUGGCCUAUGACCAUCUUCCCGCUUACACAGCUAGUAAGCACGCUAUCCUGGGAUUCACGAGGUCCGAUGGCCUUCGCUAUGCAAAGCAUGGCAUUCGGGUCAACGCCAUCUGUCCUGGUGUUAUUAGAACAUCCAUUCUUAGUGAUGUCCCUGAUAAAGAUGUGGGUCUUGAUGUCCAGGGGAUGGUGAGUGGCAUGGCGGCCGGAAGACUUGGAACUCCCGAGGAGGUUGCGGAGUGUCUCGUUUGGGUCACAAGCGGCAGAGCAAGCUUCGUGACUGCUAGCACUAUCGCUCCGAAUGGAGGUAGGUUGCAUGAGAUAAACCAAACGGCUUUUGACGUAAUAAAAACUGAUGGAUAUCCAGGUAUGAUUGGCGCUUGA
Messenger RNA from Colletotrichum siamense, 633 nucleotides. It is a transcript of the gene linB-1, whose product is annotated as 2,5-dichloro-2,5-cyclohexadiene-1,4-diol dehydrogenase. Bases 1 to 633 code for a protein of 210 amino acids. NCBI's taxonomy places the organism in Eukaryota, Fungi, Ascomycota, Sordariomycetes, Glomerellales, Glomerellaceae. The transcript has a single exon. The record is from RefSeq and is a predicted model, not a curated record.